Messenger RNA from Rotaria sp. Silwood1, 5581 nucleotides. Lineage: Eukaryota; Metazoa; Rotifera; Eurotatoria; Philodinida; Philodinidae. The record is from the annotation of a GenBank genome assembly.
AUGGCAGGUGAUAAGGCUCCAGCCUUAAAAAUGAUGGCUCUUGACCGUCCGUUCAAAGUUGGCAUGCUAUAUGAUUAUAAAACCGAUAGGCUUAUUCCUAAUAUGUUGCUGUGGGACGAGAAACUGAUUUCAAAUUAUCUUACUUGCCACUCUUCAUCAUCUCGCACUUAUGAAGUUCAUAUAAAUAAUAAUUUAACAGAAUUAGAGUAUCUUUUUGGUAUAGAUAAUAAUCUUAAACUCAGCAUUCUUGCGGGUCUUGUAGACUUGCCUGGUUCAAACAACCUAAUCGAUUAUUGUCAACGAAUCAAACAGACCGAACGGUUCAUAUUACAAUAUUCGAUAACAACGCAUUCUGAUGAAUUGGCAAUUCGUCAUUUUAGAAAAAGCGAUGUAAAGCACCAAGAUCUAUUUCAUCAACGAGUGGCUACACAUGUUGUUACUGAUGUCUUUUAUGGUAUUGAAAUCUUUUUUGUAUUCAAUCGAAAAUUAUCCGAUAAUGAAAACCGUACUGAACUUCAUAAUUCUGUUAAGGAACUGUUGAAAAAACUCACAACACUUCCAAUCUCUGAUAUUGGUCAGCUACACCUGAGUAAUGGAGAGAAACAACUAGCUGAAACAUUAACAUGUCAAUACUAUGGUGAUAUUCAACUUAAAUCGAAUCCAACAUCAUUUAUUGAAGCAAUCGAAUUACUUAGACAACUACCGAAUCUUCUUGGAAAAAAUAAUGAAAAUACCAAACCAAUAAAAGUAUUGUUGUAUCCACUGUAUUUAUUAGAUGAUUUUGCUACAGCAAAGAAAAGAUUUCAUGAAAUUAAUAAUCAUAUUCUUAGUAAAUCUGUGGAACAUAUGACUAGUCUACAUGAAUUAGUUAUUAGUUUAAGUGACAUAAAAAGUAAUUUAUCAUCUCUGAAGAUAUUCUAUCAAACUGAACAACAAUUGUCAAGAAUUUGCACUCGAAUGUCCGAAAUUGAAACUGAUAUCAGAAAAGAAAUGGUGAAAUUAUUACCUGAAGUUCGUGGUACAUCCUUACAAGAAAAAUCACUCACUGAUCUAUUGGAAAAAUUUAAUUUUUCUUUAUCGACCAAACAAAAGUUAAACGACUGGAUUCAAUUCAAAACUGAAGAAAAAAACAUAUUUACAUCAUUUAUUAAUGAUUUAAGGAAACAAGACAAUAUUAAUUUAUUAACAUUUCCAUUUGCUGAAGUUCGAAAAAAUUUCAAUCAUAAAUUUAUCCUUCGCUUGAUUAUUCAUGUUACAGAAGAAAACGAUACAUUUUUAAAUGAACUGUUGCAAUAUCUUGAGGAUUACAGCAAACGAGAUCAUGAUACCAACAUAAAGAUCAAUCGUUGGUUCAAUCAGAAUAAUCUUGCAUUAAUUCAAAAACAAAUUACACUAUUUAUUAAAUUUGCUGAAAUAAAUGUUAACAAAAACAAUAUUGUAUUCGUUGUCGAUGAGGAAGAUAUUAAUAAAUUUCAAAGGAAAAAAGGAGUAACAACUAUUCUUUAUCAAAAUGGUGUUCCUAUGAAUUUCGAAAUUCCAAGUAGACCAGGACGUCCACAUGUUACAGAUAAUUCAUGUCAAAAUACAACACUCAGUUGGACAAAACCUGCCCAAGGAAGUGAAAAUAUUCAACAGUACAUGAUUUAUGGUCGAAAUCAUCUAAAUCGUCAUUGGAAAUUAUUAUUGUCAACUGUAAAUGACACACCAUCUGCAAUUAUUUCAAAUCUUGAAGAAGGAAAAUAUCGAUUCAAAAUACAAGGAAUUACUUUAGCUGGUUAUACAGAGGAAAGUGAUGCCUGUGAUGCAAUCGCAGAUAUUGUCGAUCGUCUAUCUACGGAAAAUUUCCUGUCAAACGAACGAUUGUCAUCAGAAGAAAAAUAUUAUUAUGAGGAAUGUAAAGAAUAUUAUCAACUAACAAAACAACCAUUAAUAUCAGUGUCUGAUGAAAUUUUGGACAGCACCAUUGAAUUACAAUCAUCAUCAAUCAAACUUGGCAUUGAUGAAGACUGUCAUAAAUUUGAUUUACGAGAUUUCUUGAAGAAAUUUUGCGACACGUUAAAUUUAGAAAUAAAUGAUAUAUCUGUCCAAAAAAUACAAGCAGGUUCGGCUAUACUAGAAGCAACAAUCUACGACAAACUUAAAUCGAGUAAUAAGAAAACCCGUUUAAAAAUGAUCUGUAAUAAGUUAACAGAUAAAUUACAGACACAACUUGCUCAAAUGAACAUUUUCUUCUUGUUUAUGGGUUCUAUUGAAUCAUUACACAAAAUACAAAAAUACCGUGCAGAAAUUAAACUAAAUCCAGAAUAUAAUCGCAUUUAUGCCCGUGGAUAUAAUUAUUGGGUUGGUGCUCUUAAUGAUGGCAUAGAUCGUGGAAAUCAACCAUAUUAUUGCCCUGUUGGUUGGCAAAGAUGGUCGUUUUACGUUACUGAGUACUUCUACGAAAAAUUUAAAGGAUGGUGUACAUGUUAUCAUGGAACGAAAUUCGUGUAUGCUUUAUCAAUUUUAUUAAGUGGACUAAAACCAGCAGUCGCAGACGAACAUGGUGAUGGAAUAUAUGUUACUCCAUCCAUUAACUACGCAUCCCACCCAAGAUACUCAGAAGUGAAAUUCAUUGAAGCAUCGUCUCAAAAACUUGUUUUUAAAUCGGGCGAAUAUGUGCAAUUCGUAUUAGAAUGUCGUGUCCAUCCAAAGUAUAUUAAAAAAAUAGCUAAGGAAACACUAGACGCUAGUAAUACUACAAUUGAUUCCAAUAUAACCAAUGAUAUUAUUGAGUGGGUUAUUGAUCAUCAGAAUAAAAGUAUUGUCGAUUUCAAUGAUCCCAAUGCUUCGAUCAUUUGCAGCGGAUUGAUGAUACGUGUGACAGAUGAUCAUCCUGGACUAUUACCUCAAUCACAAUGGUGGCAUAAAUCACAUUUAUGCAAUAAAUCAUCAUGUUGUGCAUUAGGUAUUGAUCUUAAUCGUCUUAAAGGAAAAAACCAACGUGGUGAUAAGUGUAAACGUUUAACAAUGUAUCAAAUGGAACAAUUUCUACCACAUUUACCUCAUCUAAAGCAUUUCGUAUUUCAAGCUUAUGCUACAGCUGAAAUUUGUGAUGGAUAUCGAUGGCAGUUAUUAACAAGUUCUCUUAUUACAUUCAACUUUAAAUUUCAUGCUUCACUUGUUUUGAGUGAACAAACUCUCGAUUCAUUUCGUUCGACAUUUUGGCUUGAAGAAAAACGUUGGUUUGUGGCUUAUCAAGAGCAUUAUCUUUUUUCAAUACCUUAUUUUGCUCCAAGCGACGCUGCGAUUCCUUAUAAGUCAUCUGUUUAUUUCACCGCACCUGAUAAUUCAGUUAUUUAUGAUCAUGUAACUAAAGUUGUUGUGACAAAAGUUCCUAUUCAGAUUAGUGUUCGCUUCUCAUACAUCAAAGUACUAGAAUUGAGAUGUUCAAUAUCGCUCGAGACUCUGUUGUCUAUAGUCAAUCUGUCAAAAGUAGAACAUUUAACAGUAUCAUCAUAUGAAUAUAUCUCACUAAUGGCUUUCAUAAGAGCAAUGCCAUCUCUUCAUAGUCUAUCUAUCGAACACUGUUCAAAAUUCAAUUUGAUUGAAGAAAUGCAAGGCAAUCAAAUUGAACAGAUCCGUAUUCUUCAAAUUAGUUAUUAUCCCGAUAGAACCGAUCACUUUAUUGAACAAAUGUGUCGUUGUUUUCCAUCUGUUGAACAUUUGAUUGUUCCAUGCAUUGUUUCAAGAUCAGCUAUGAUCCGUUGUAUUGAUGGAUUCAAAAAACUAUCGAGUGCGUCAUUUUCUAUAUAUGAUUUAUCCAAGAAAAACGUACAAAAAUACAACAAUAAUCCUGACUCCAUCAUCAGUGAAUCACGACGACUCAUUCACGGUGCUUAUACGCUACGAUAUAAUCAUAUGUUUGAAGCUACUUCUACUGUUUACUUAUGGCUCGGGCAACAGGUAAAUGAUACUCAUCUAAUUACUAUCGUUAUUAUUUAUCGUGCUCCUUUCGUUACUUUCUAGUCGCGAAGAUCUUUUUGGCGUACUCAUUGGCCACCACGACGAGGGUACUUAUGGUAUCGGUUCAUCAGCGUCCUUUGCAAUUAUGAUGUUCUAUAUUUGAGUGGACUGAUUUCUAUGAUUAUCAACUGUUAUUCAAUUUUAUCACCAAACAAUAAGUUACUUCAUGAUGCAAGCAUUCAUCUUUCGUCAAUACAUAUUUUAGUAGAUAUCCUAAUGAGAAUCGUUGUCUACACUAUAAGUGCUAUAAUUAUUCAUUAUUUUCCUGUUAAAGGUUUUCAUAUUCUUAUUUGCUAUUGUAUUGUCGUUCCGUCUAUUAUUGCUAUCGCCUUGCUUCAAUAAUAAUUUCACGUUGAAUUCAGUACAUUGGGGUGUGGGUGUGGGUGUGGGAUGUGGGCAAGGGGGAAAAAGCAGAUUUUAAGAUUUUAAGAUUUUGGGAGAUUUCAAAAGAUUUUGAGAGAUUUUGAAAGAUUUUAAAAGAUUUUGAGAGAUUUGAAAGAUUUUAAGAUUUAAAGAAGAUGGACUAUUUUAUUUAACCCUUUAAGUACCAAAGGGGCCUAUAGGCCCCACUUUUUUCAAGUUCGAUAAAUUUUUAAUAACUUAUGAAGCUAACACAAUUUUAACGUGUGUUUCUCUUUCAAAUAUAGAAAACACUUUGACAUGUACACUUAUAUGAUAUCUACCAUCCAAAUAAGAUGAAAUAGGUAUUAACCCUUUAAGUACCAGCGAGGCCUAUAAAGCACAUUUUUUUCCAACAUGAUAAAUUUCGAAUAACUCGAGAACGCAAAACAAUAUCGAAGUGCGGUUUUCGUUAUGACAUAGAAGAGACUUCGAUGCAUACAUCUAUACAAGAGUUAUAACCCUAAUGACAUCACUCAAGUAGUAAGCCUGAUUGAUUUUUGGAACACCAUCGCUAUUCUAAAAAGGAGAAGGGCAAACAAUGCCCUUUUGUAGUCCCCAAAAAAAUUUCGGUUUUCCGUAUUGAAAUCAAGCUAGGAGUGACUCCUAGUGGUAUUUCAAGGUUGAUUUUGUAACAGCUCUAGAUCAAAUUUUGACCAAAGCCCGUACCCCCCAGGGGGAUGACCAAAGUACUUAUUCGCUAUCCCCGUAGGGGGUACGGGCAUGGGUCGAAAAUGACUUUAAAGGUUUUUUAAAAAGUUUUGAUGAAAAUAUCCACAACACACACUGCCUAUUUUAAAUAUAAAGUCUCAAAGAAAUUUCAUCCAUUGGCUGAGCCAUGGGUCUGAAAGGGUUAACCCUUGCAGUACCGGCCUAUUUUAAGCACUAUAUUGACAAUAUAUAUUUUCAUAAAAGAGAUUUUUGUACUUUGGGACAUUCUCCUGAUGAAAAUAUGCUUUUUUCGUAUUCGACCCAAUAGGAAAAUUAUUAGAAAGACAUUUUUUAUUUGCAACAAGUGUUACAAAAAAUCCCAUGUGAAAAUUUAAGCAGAAAAGCUCGCUUAAAGCAGCUUAAAUUUCUCGCUUAAAAGCGCUGAAAAGCGCACAUUUUAAGCCGCUGAAAGCGCUUAAAAUUAGGUUUUUAAGCACUUUUAAGCGCUUACAGUUAGAUAUCUAAGCAC